Molecule: messenger RNA, 870 nt
Organism: Pestalotiopsis fici W106-1
Lineage: Eukaryota; Fungi; Ascomycota; Sordariomycetes; Amphisphaeriales; Sporocadaceae
Exons: 4
Coding region: 1-870 (289 amino acids)
Cellular component (GO): membrane
Source: RefSeq, a predicted model, not a curated record
AUGGGUUCUGGCAAGACACGCGGUAGAACAGGGAAGAGAUCUCCCAACUAUGCGCCAAUGGGCAAACCUCGCAAGAGCGUGUUCAAAUGGCUUUGCCUGUCCAUUCUCCUCUUCAUCGCUGCAGCAGCCAUGAGCAUCUACAUCGCUUGCGGCUGCCUGUACAAUGACGACUUGUAUAUAGUGCAGCUCAAAUCCAACGACACUGUUCCUGUUCGAGUCCGACUUGGCUACCUCGGCACUUGCGUCUCCCUCGACGGAGACGCCGACGAUGAAUCCUCCAACAGGACGGCUUGCAUUGCCCACAUCAACUACGACAAUGACCAACCUCUAGCAGACCAGUUCGCCGACGAACUACAAGAGAAGCACGUCACAAUCAAUGCUCAGGACCUGAACAACACUCUCGGCGAGCUUCUCUCCUUGACCGAGACUCUGCAAGAGCAAGUCUUUCCCUCGGGCAUCCCCAUAAGCUUUCUCGUACUCUUCCUGCUGAGCACAAUCUUUUACUGGCUGCUGUCCGCCUCGCCCUCGAGCAACAAGGCCUACAAGUUUGCCUUUGCCCUCACCACCAUUCUCAACGCCUACGGCCUCAUGCUCGGCUUCAUGCUGGCCCUGUCCACGCUGCAGGCCUGCAAGGGCCUCAAGUUCCCCGCGACCGGCGAGAACGAGUUUGACCAGCUGGGCGUCUACAUUAAAGACCUCCCGCGCCUCCAGUAUCUCCAGUGGGCCACGUGCGCCAUCUGUGUCCUCGAGCAGAUUAGCAUUGCGGUUCUGUUUAUUCGCCAUAGUGCUCACCGCGGCGGCGAUGCCGUGGUUACCAUCUUGCCUCUGUAUAUUCCUUUCAGAGGAAAAGGCAAGCGUCGCUGCUGCUGA